CAUGUCUCUAUCUGGCAUUCCUAUGGUUGGGAAGUUUGGAAGUCAAAACACAGGCACACUCUUGCCAUCCAUAUACACUCCUUCCAAAAGCUGUUUUGACCUCCAUUUGCCUGGAGUCCAACAGCCACCGCUCAUUGCUAGUGGUGCAAGCCGCAAUUACGUCCACGCGCUUUAAGGCGCCGUACAGUGUGUUUAGAGCUCUACGCUGCCAGUGAAGCGCCCGCCAAUCAGCGUGCUCGCUGCGGUUGCCUUGGAGAGCGGGACGCUGGGCCCGGUCAUGGCGGAGGAUUGGAAUCUAGAUACCGGGGAGGCCGUGUACCGGUCCCGGGACCCAGUGAACAACCUGCGGAUCCAGUGAGUUGUGCGCAGUCUGCGUGUUCGGAGUGAUUAGAGUAAUGCAAAUAUCUGCUGUCUGUCUAACUGUCUGACUGUGACUGUCCGCAGGGUGGCGCUACAGCGAGUUACCCCCGUCAGUGCCCUGCUACACGGGGAGCACCAGGGAGAGGGAGACCGAGGAGACCUGGAACUCAGGAGCCUCCAUGCCAACUCUGCCAACAGUGAGUAACAGGCCCACCACGGGGAGAGGGGAGGGGGGGCUCCAUUAAUAAUAAUAAUAAUAUAUAGUCAUUAUAUACGUGGCUCCAUUAAUAAUAAUAAUAAUAAUAAUAAUAAUAUAUAGUCAUUAUAUACCUGGCUCCAUUAUUAUUAUUAAUAUAUAGUCAUUAUACCUGGCUCCAUUAUUAUUAAUAAUAUAUAGUCAUUAUAUACCUGGCUCCAUUAUUAUUAUUAAUAAUAAUAUAGUCAUUAUACCUGGCUCCAUUAUUAUUAAUAAUAUAUAGUCAUUAUAUACCUGGCUCCAUUAUUAUUAAUAAUAUAUAGUCAUUAUAUACCUGGCUCCAUUAUUAUUAUUAAUAAUAAUAUAGUCAUUAUACCUGGCUCCAUUAUUAUUAAUAAUAUAUAGUCAUUAUAUACCUGGCUCCAUUAAUAAUAAUAAUAUAUAGUCAUUAUAUACGUGGCUCCAUUAAUAAUAAUAAUAAUAAUAAUAAUAAUAAUAAAAAAUAGUCAUUAUAUACCUGGCUCCAUUAUUAUUAUUAAUAUAUAGUCAUUAUACCUGGCUCCAUUAUUAUUAAUAAUAUAUAGUCAUUAUAUACCUGGCUCCAUUAUUAUUAUUAAUAUAUAGUCAUUAUACCUGGCUCCAUUAUUAUUAAUAAUAUAUAGUCAUUAUAUACCUGGCUCCAUUAUUAUUAAUACUAUAAUAUAGUCAUUAUACUCUCAUGAUAUCUGUAGGGAUAAUGGGGUUUGGGUUGAGCCAAAUUGCCAUUAACCUUUUUGACACCGCUGUAUUGUCACAAGCUCUGUUAUAGUAUUAAUGUAAUAGUUUUUGGGGUUUUUUUUGGUUUUUUUAAACUACCUGACUUGGGCAAAAAAUAACAAAAAAUGGGGAUAUACAGUAGUUACAAUACACAAUUAAGUGAGCUUUAAAGCCGCUGUUUAGUGAGAGAGAGCGAGUGUGUUGAAUUCUGUAUGUCCGAGAUGCGUUUUUAUAGUUUCCGUAUCAUUUUUCAUUGUACAGGUGUUUUGAGUUAACAGUGCACACACGCUCUAGUGCAGGCAUAGGCAUCCUUCGGCACUCCAGCUGUUUUGGACAACACCUCCCAUGAUGCUUUACCAGCAUUAUGGGGGGGGAUGUAGUCCACAACAUCUUGGUUACUGGCACUGUCCCCUAAGUAAGAAUCACCAGGGCGACAGUGGUUCAACCCCCUCAUUAGGUAUCGUUCUAGCAGCACUGUCUACUUCCUCUUUGUUGUUAUCAAUUUCCCCUGACACUCUCAGCCAAUGAAAUCCACCCUAAUGUGGACAGAAUUGAUAUAUCUAAUACAAGAGUGAAACUCCAACUAUUUCCAGUGUUGUCACACUGUAAUGCAUAUGGGACUUAGACUUCCCGUUAAAUGAACAUCAGACUUCAAUUGGCAAGGAAUUAUGAGAGUUGUAGUCCAACAACAGGUAAGAGUGGACUUUAGGCACCACUAAUUUUCCUUUUCCCUUCCGUUGUUUUUUAGGGGAUCUUCGCCCAGGUGAUGACAAAGAAGAAAUCGUCAUUUCCUGGCAGGAAAAACUCUUUAGUCAGGUGACCUCUUCCUAAAAAAUUUCAGUUGUCCUCCAGGGAAAUUUUUAUAUAACUUGUCAAUAUACGUAGGAUGCUAAACAUAUUUUAGGUUAAAAAUUUUUUUCAAAAUGUGAUCCUGCCAUUUAAUAGAUCUUGGGUCAGUAACACAUUGUAAAUUAAAUCAAUGAUAGAACAGUGAUAGUACGUGUUUUUAUGUCUGAGUGCCAAAUCUUCAACAUAAAUCAAGUAACAGAACAUAAAGUGCACCGGACCCAUUUUUUCCCCCUUUACACUCUAACUGUAACCUUUCCCCAACAUCAUUCCCCUUUCCUUAUAUCGGCUAUUUUAUUCCUCACAAGUUACUUCCAAUUUACACAUCAGUGUCCUUUGACCAUUCUUAUGUUUAUUAAAGUAGUUCUGCUUAUUGCACUAUUUCAUGUUGUCACAAUCAUGGGUCUCUCAUGCCCUAGUGAGAUUUUUCAUUAAUAUCUGAUAAUGCACUGGUAAAAUGCAGUAAGUGUGGAUAUAUCAGCAGUAGCAUCAGGAUAACUUAUGAUUAUAUUAUAAGAUAUCAAGCGCAUUAGCAGGACACGUUUAAUUGGCUGUGUAAUACUGAUGACUAGCUUAAAGGCAGACAUUGGCUUAACCCCUUAAGGACAAAUGACGUGUGACAUGUCAUGAUUCCCUUUUAUUCCAGAAGUUUGGUCCUUAAGGGGUUAAAGGCAGACAUCUUAAUGAUGAAGUGGCAUCAAUAUAGAGCGCUAAACAAACUAUAUAAAGACCAGGGGAAAUCCUUCUGCUGAUAUCAGUAGUGACAUUAGCUAGGGAUUGCCUCUGCUUUAGUUUUGGUUUAGUUGUGGGAUAGCUAGAAUUACAUACUGUCAAAGUUUGAUGCUGGUCAGUAUAGUGUCAGGAGUGUCUAUGGGACAUAAAUGUGUCUGUUAUUUUGCCCUAUCAUUUUCCACAAAAACUUGACAAAUAUAUAGGUGUGGUGUAUUGCUGUGCUCAGUUGAUGCAGCAGAAUACAAGUGUGUGAAACUCAUGAUUAAAAUUCAUUAUGUAUGGGAAAUUAUAAACAAAACUGUAAAAAAAAAGUGUUUUAUGUUUUUGUUACGUUUUCUCUCCCUCUCCCCCCAGUUUGAAUAUGAGUUGUAUAAAAACGAUGCCGUCUGCCAUUCCCCUCUUGAUCGACAAUAUCACCAAGAUGUUCUUGCCCUGGAGCGUAGUGGUGGACGGAAAAACAGACGUAUAUUCACAUACACGGACCAUGAUCGAUACACCAACUUAGAGGAGGUAUGUAAUGGUUAAAAGUGGAGCUCAGCCUACUAUCAUGUGCUAUCCCACCUGUCCAUGAGACGUCAUAGCUGCACGCCUUGUAUUUUAUUUUUUACCAGUUUUCUAUUGGUUAUAAUUCUAAACUGUGUGGUGUGAGUGUACCUUUUAGAGUAUGUGUUUCUGGCAUUUUUCCCUCUUGAAGAGCCACCUAACCAUCAAAACGCACGUCAUGGUUCUUAUUGUUUACUUUCUAGUGUUGAUUCAUUUUGUUUGAUUUAUCACUUCAUAUCACUUUGGAAGUUAAUUUCUCUUUACCGUGCCAGCAAUUUGUAGUAUUUUCAUCGUAACUUAAAAUAGAAUUUCUGUAAUACUGAGGGACAGUCUAGCCUUGUGCCAACAAGCUCUGGUUUUAAGCAUUUUCCUUAUUUUCGGUGUUCUCAAAGGCACAUUUAAGGACUGGCAGUGAUUAAUGUAUGCUGGGGAGUUAUUCAUUCUUUCUCUUCUUUGGCUGUUUUUAUGAUUUUAUUAUAUAUUUAUUAUUAAUUUUUCAACCAGUACCCUCUAUACAAGGAAUUUAGGCUUUCACUGUUUCUUUAUAUAAUCUUUGGAAUAGGAAAUUGUAGCAGUUUUUUUUCACAGCAUCUUGCUGUAUCUUCCCUCUGAAGAUGCUUUAUAGGUGUUGGACUGAUCAUACUCUCCUUAUAUUUCGGUUAACUGUUUUAAAUAUGUUUAUUAAAGGCUAAGUUUGAAUUCCUAGUUUUGUGUUUCUGCUCAUCUUUAGUCCCCGUAGUUAGGAACUACCUCCCAUUUCAUAACCGAUCUGUGCUCAUUUUAGCUCCAUUUUCUUUUCUUUUGAAUUAGCCAACAGGCCUUACCAAACUCUGCAUGCCAAGAGUAAUUCAAAUGUUACAGCACAGAGCCCUAAUAUCCUAAUAUGUCAUUCCUAUUGUAGUAAGGACUGUAUAAAGCAUUCACCCACAUGUAAGGAAUUGUUCAAUAUUAUCUACAAAAUAACAAGGGGAGGUGUGGCUGGGGCUGCAUAAACAAAAGUGAUUUGACUCCUAAAUGGCAGAGAAUUGAGCAGUAAUACUUCAGGGGUAUGAUUUAUACACCAAACCGUCUUUAUUACGCUAAAGUUGUUUUGGUGCUUAGAGCCCCUUUAAAGAUUUUAUAACAUAUGUUAGCAUAUGAACUUACUCUAUCUUCUUUUCUUUUGGUGAACCAGACAUUGAUUACUUUUUUUGUUUGUUUUUGUUUUGUUUUUUAGCACUGUCAAUCAGUGACUUCUUCUCAUAACGAGUCUCCAACAUUUUUAGCAGAACGCAUGGCAAACGUACGAAGGAGACGCCAGGAUAAAAGGCAGCUGUAAGAGACUGUGCUGUGUAUAGACUUUCCUCUUAGUGUAGCUCAAAUAUAUUUGACAAGUAACAUCUUUUGGUUAUCUUGCAUUACAGGGAUGGAGUCACAAUGAGGAAUCGUUUGGUGACAUGGAAGCCAUCAGAUGAGUUCAUAAAAAAUAAUCACAUCAUUAAUACUCCAGUUCAGACCAUGUAUAUCAUGGCAGAUCUAGCUCCAAGUGGAAAGUGAGUAAUAUCUUAAGUUGAUGUAGAGCUAUAAGUUCCCCAAAAAACUGUCAAAGGUAUACAUGUGCCUAAUUGCUUUACUUGACAGAUGCAGCAGAAUUGAGAAAUUCCUUGCACUCCAGGCUCCAAAUAUUUUUUUGGGUGCUGUAAGCCAAGGGCUCAAUAUCCAAAUAGUGAUAGGCUAGCACUCACUGUCUUUGGUAUUUAAAAGUUUUCUUACAUUAUUGGUAAAUAAUUAAAACAUGUAGAUCAGCGUUUCAGUCCCCUUCCGGGACUUUCCUUUAGGAUCAUAGAAAACACACAAUUUUGGCAAAAUAAUUAGAAUAAAUGAUCUUACCACCUGGAUCGUGCCCCCUUCACGGCUGUGUGCAGUGCACGUGCGUGAGCGUCAACAGUGUACGUGCCGUGAUGGCCUUCCUAAUGUUGCAAAAUAAAUGCUCUGUUUAGCGGUUUUGAAUUUUGUGACAUAAUUUGCUCUUUGCAAUGUUUUUCCUAUAACUUACAGAAAAUUAUUUAAAUCAUGGUGACAUGAAAAAUUUUAACAUUUUAGACUGACUAUUGAGGGUUUUUGUAUUUUUUUUUUGUGUAGUUUCAUCAGUUGUGUAGAAUUUCUUAUAUUAUAAAUUAUUAUAAGCAAAACUAUAAAGUGUGUUCUCCUUUGGAUACAUAUAUGUUGUCUGACCUGUCCUAAACAAAAAAAGAUUAAUGUCUUCAUGGGGACGCGAGGGAAUACAGACACAAAACAAACACAUAGCAAAACAUGUUGGUGUUUAAUAUUUCAUAUCUUGACCCAGGUAGUUAAUGCAUGUUCUUUCUGUCCAGCCAUGGUUGCAAGGAGAAUGAACAUGUUCUGUGUACUAUCCGUGUUGAUGGUAAUGGUGUCAUUACACUGAAACCUGAUGUCACUGGCUUGAAAGGGCCCUACAGGUAAGCCUAGCUGGUAUAAACCAAUUAUUUUCUGCGUUGUAAACGUUUACAAACUAUACAUUUAAUUAAUGCAUUUCUUUUUCUUAAUUUAAAGGGGUUUUUGCUUUCUAAUGUUUACAUUGAUGCCACUAUAUAAACUUAUUUUUAUAUAGAUAGUUAACUGCUGUCAUUUUGUUUGACGUAUUGGUACAGUACAUUCUAAACUGCCUUCUUGAUACACAUCAGUGCAUUAACCCAUGUGAUGGAUGAUGUAAGAUAAAUCUGAUUACAAAACUAACAAUCCCCUUGUCACCAUAGGUUGGAGGUGGAAGGCCACAAGCGAGAAUUGUGGAAAUACACAUUGCAGCAUGUCUCAGAGUCAGUACACCAAGAAGAACAGGAGCGAGAAAGAAAUAUAUACAAUGAUGUAAGUCAAAGUUUAAAGGAAUACAAAAGCUGUAUUCCUAACACUAUAGUUUCCCUCUGCACACUGUGGUCCCACACUGCUGGCUCUGUCGUCACCUCCAACGUCUGCGCGAGGGGAAACCUACUGCACAUGAUCAUCAAGCACUGCAUGUGCAUUAGGACUUACCCAUAGGAAAGCAUUGAAUCAGUACUCUCCUAUGGGCAUUGGUUAGAUGCUGAACAUCCUCAUGCAAAUCAGAGUUAAGCUCUAUGAAAAGCCAAGAAGCACCUACAGAAGCCACUGGAGGCAGUCUUAACCCUGCAGUGAAAACAUUGCAGUUUCUCUAAAACUGUAAUGUUUUCAGCUGCAUGGUUAAGGGGACAGGGACACUGCAAUUAGACCACUUCAAUGAGAUGACUAAAAUGCCUAUAGUGUGUCUCUAUGGAUUAGAAGUCUUUAGACAUUUAGUAUAAAUGAAUUUUAAGUGGAAGUUACAAAUGCAUCAACUGCAAUGAAUCAUUUGUUAUAUGUCAAUCCGUUCUUCUGAACUCAACCUAUAGCACCCACAGUGCAUGCGCUCUGGUUGCUAUGGUAACUUCCUAACCGGCCCUGCUAGAGUUGAUUAGUAAGCGUAGGAACAGAGCUCUUCCCAAGUAAUUUGUGAAGACCGUGGGAGUAGCUUGGGCGAACUGGAGAUUGGUGUUUCAGAAGCGGCAGGGGAGCAAAGAGUCAGGUAAGUGCCUGGCAGGUUCUCUUUAAAGAUUUUUUUUUUUUUUGUUUGUUUGGGUUUUUUUUUUUUUAAAUAGAUUUUUAUUAGGAAUGUCAGUGAACAAGGGUAAAAAUUUACAAAUAUUAUUAUUCAUCAUGAGAAAUUAAACAAGUUUACAGUAUGGAAAAUUAUAAAUAAUCAACAUAUCCCAAAUACUUAUUUAUUUUAUGCUAAAAAAAUAAUAAAAAGAAAAAUAAAGAGAUCUGGACAGUUGUCAAAAUUCAAAACUCCUCCCCAGUCUUUAGAAACGCUUGAGAGGAGCAGGUACACUAAAGAGUCAUGCUGUAUUUGGUUUUACAAUGUUCAACAGUCCAAAACGUUUAAAAAGACAUAUCCGAGUCUGGAGAAGAGAAAGUAAAACCAGAAGAAAAUGGAAACCUAUGCAUUGCAUUUAAACGUAUGUGCCCACUCCUCCUCCCAGGGAAUAGACAACCCAUCCAGAAAUGCAUCUAGUAAAAGACAAAGUGCUGGUUGGGAUCAAGGGGCUGGUACCAAGACUUCGCAAUAGGGCCAUAAUCCAUGAACGAAAACAUGUCUGGUAAAGGAGAAUACUAGCGGGACUGUAGAACCUAAACCUAACCUCAGAUAAACAGCAACAAGUUGUCGACAUCACAGUGUGUCCCCCUCCCGUCCAACUUCCACCACAGCAGAAUGAGUAUGAAAAGAUGGCUAUUGACUCAAGCCAUGUCUCGCAAAGGGUAACAUCCCGCCACCACCUCUGUGUACUCCGGGGUUGCUCUAACCUUAGAUUGGAAGGAGUUGUCCAAGGUGGGAAUGUAAAAUUUCCAUGUUUGGAAGAAUUUAUUAACUAAGAUUUUGUCUGUUGGUCAAAGUUUAUUUAUUUUUUUAUUUUUUAUUUAUUUGUUAAGAAUAGAGAUAAAUCAUAUGUACACUGGGACACUACAGGCACCCAGACCACUUCAACUCAUUAAAGUGGUCUGGGUGCAAUGUCCCUGUCAGUUUAACCCUGCAAUUGUAAUUAUUGCAGUUAUUGAGAAACUGCAUUGAUUACAUCGCAGGUUAACUCCACCACCACUUGAGGCACUUUCUGGUCGUUAGGCGACUUUUGGUUGCUUAACUGAUGGUGGAUGUCUUCACGCUAUGCAUUAAUUCAAUGCUUUCCUUUGGGGUUGUCCUAAUUCGACCGCAGCACUAGCUGCACAUGCACAUUAGGCCCUGACGAAGCGCAGAGGCUGAGCCUGACCCAGAGUUGAAGGACAUCGGCUCUGGAUUCAGGUAGGUAAACUAAGGGGUUUUACUGUAGGGUACUACAGUAUUCCUAGCCUAUAGUUUCCCUUUGAGUAGUAAGCAGUAGUGUUGUUUUUUUUGUGUGUUUUUAGUUUAAUCCAGGGGGAAAAUGUGUUUAUCCCUGGAAUAAAUGUGAUAAAUUAAAGUUUGAAAGCAAAGAUAAUGACUGUUGUACUUUAUUCCCCAGCUGUACAACCGACACAAGGAGUACCUGAACAAUCUGGUGGGUUCUGAAUUUGAAAUGGUAAGUGAAGCAAAUUUAUAUUCUCUUGUUCAUUUCUGUUUUACUCUAGUUUGUACCGUAAACACUCUCUAGAUUCUUCUUUAUUGAGUGAUGGAAAAGAGCACUAAAAUGCCUCGAAUUAAGGGCAAACUGUCACUUCUUAGGAAUUUACACCAUUGAAAAUAACUUUGAAAAUCACCUCUAACUUGUUUAAUAUGAUGCUCUGUUUCCUUUAGGAUUUAAAGGGACACUACAAUCACCAAAACAACUUUAGCUUACUGACGCAGUUUUGGUGUAUAAACCAUGUCCCUGCAGUCUCACUGCUCAAUUCUCUGCCAUUUAGGAGUUAAAUCACUUUGUUUAUCAACCCUAGUCACACCUCCCUACAUGUGACUUGCACAGCCUUCCUAAACACUUCAUGUAAAGAGUCAUCUAAUGUUUAUCCUUCCCUUUAUUGCAAGUUCUGUUUAAUUUAGAUUUUCUUAUCUCCUGCUAUGUUAAUAGCAUGCUAGACCCUGCAAGAGCCUCCUGUAUGUGAUUAAAGUUCAAUUUACAGAGAAAGAGAUACAAUUGUUUAAGGUAAAUUACAUCUGAUUGAAAGUGAAACCAGUUUUUUUCAUGCAGGCUGUGUUAUUCAGAGCCAGGUGAGGUGUGGCAACGGCUGCAUAAACAGAAACAAAUUGAUUUAACUCAACUAAAUGGCAGUGAUUUGAGCAGUGAAACCUGAGAAGCAUGAUCUAUACACUAAAACUGCUUCAUUAAGCUAAAGUUGUUAAGGUGACUAUAGUGUUCCUUUUACUAAUGAUGACAUAAUUUAGUUCACAAAAGGCAUUCCAGGGGCACAAAAGACAAUUUCCAAAUUGCAAAUGAAGAGGAGCAAUAAUUUCUCAUCUUCUCUAUUUCUGUGUCUGCUGUUGGCCAGAUGCAAAGGACAGAGCUUGACACUGAUUGGCAGUGAAACAAGUUGGAGGCACCCAUUUGUUGGAUAAAGAGGUGUGGAUUUCUACAUUUAACGUUAUAUUUCACACCUUACAAAAACAUUGUUGUUACAUAUAGGGAUAAGUAAAGUUGAUAUUAAAAUAAAACCUUUUCUUUUAAAUGAUGCAAAAGAUCUCUUUUAAAGAAAGUAUAACACUGGGGGACAAAAAGGGGGAAACAAAUGUAAAAAAAUAAAUAAAAAUAUUUGAGGUCUCCACCAGUACAAUUAAAAUUGGGCAGAUUAAAGCUUGUUAAUGCAGGAACAAUACUACAUAGCAUUUUCUUUUAGUUAUUAUUCUGUUCCUUGUGGGGGUGGGAGGUGGGGUGGCAGGUUGGAGUUUUAUGUGCCAGCAGCCAAUCGUCCCUAUUUAUAUAACCUUUGAUACAGGGUACCUUUUUAGAGUUGAACCUUAAAAUAUCUAGGCCUGGUUUAUAGUUAUCUGUUUAUCAGAGUUAUGCUUUCUGCUGAUAGUACCCAACAUAUAGAUCAAUACUGAUAUUUUGUUGAAAUUGGACAAAUAUGUGCUUAACCCUAACAUUUCUGUACAUUAUUAAUUAUAUUCUCUCUUCUCUUGUUCCUAUUUAUAGAAAUUGCAUAGUUUCAUAUAUAUAUAUAUAUCUAUGCAACUUCUAAAAUUGUGUGUGUGUGUCUAUAUUUAGAGUUGUGGUGGGGGAAAAAAGUGUGGAUGAAAACCCCUUCCACCUGAAGUAAGUGGAUAGUUAAUACAUAGCUAAACACAAAUACACACACCAGUCAAGCCAUGAGACUUGCUUUUCCCACAGAAAUCUCACUUUAACAGUGCUCUCACUACUGCCAGGGAUUCUGGGUAGGCGUAUGCAAAUGAGCAUUUGCCUCAUAAUUCCACGUUGUACAUGGAUUCCUUGAAGUAUGUGUCUGCUAUAUACAACAGCUUACUUCAGGUGGAAAGGGUUUUUAUCCACACAUUUUCCACACCACAACUCUUUUGGUUUGUACUUUACAAGUAACCGCAAAGCCUCCAUAGCAAGCCAGUAAGCAGUCUCAUGCUGAUAUGUGUGUGCGUGUGUAUAUGUAUGUAUGUGUGUGUGUAUAUAUGUGUGUGUGUAUGUAUAUAUAUAUAUAUAUAUAUAUAUAUAUAUAUAUAUAUAUAUAUAUAUAUAUAUAUAUAUAUAUAUAUAUAUAUAUAUAUAUAUAUAUUUUAUAGCAUUUAACUAUUUAAAUCUUCUCACAAUAUAGGCUCCUGUCGGUACUCUGCGCCUCUUUAUUAAUGGAGAAAUUGGUGAGUGUAUUCCAAUUUACUAUUCUGUAACCUGUGCUAGCGUUCUUAGAGUAAGUAAGUAAGUACCUACUAUUUAUGUAUUUUCUUUCAACCCAGUCUCUGCGCAGAAAUAUGACUAUGAUAAUCUUUAUAUACACUUCUUUAUGGAGCUGCCCAAAUGUAAGUACUUACUGCAUUUUUCAGUAUUUCUUUAUCUGUAGUCAAGAAAUUUAUUGGUGUUUUUUCCUCUCUUAGCGAUCAGUGAUUUGUAGUGAAUGGAACACUAUUUAGUAUAAUUCAAAACAAAUUGAGCCAUACUGAAAAUAUAGGGGAUUUUCCCAACUCUGCUAUUUUUGGUCAAAUUGCGCUUGUUUUUCAACCUACCCUUUCAAUUUAGAAAAUAAAGCUCUUAAUUCGGUAUGCUUUCUUGUACUCUUAAAAAAAAAAAACAUUACAUCCUGUGCAGACAUUUCUACUACAAUUAGUGCUUGUGUAAUGAUCCUAAAAAUAAUGUAAAAUAAUUUAGCUAGGAAAAUACAUUUUAAAUUUCACAGUUUUCAAAUGAGUCUGAGGUUAUUGAUGGGGUGCCAAAUUCACCUGAUAGUACCCUAACCUGCAGUUACAAUAAGUAAUGGGGAUUUUGCAACUGAAGCAUUAACUACUGAGCCAUCUUGUUAGCCUGCUCAUAUGUUUCAACUAAUUAAGAAGUCCAUUUAUUUUUCUGUCUGUUUAUUUAGUUCUGCCGUCGGCUAUCUAUUUUAUUUUCUUUUACUUUGUAGACUGGUCAAGUCCUGGCUUUCAAGAGCUCUCGGGAGUCACCCACAGCUGCAAAACCAAAACCCAUAAAAGGGUAUGUUGCAACAUGAUCUGAGCCAACUUUGCUGGUUAGCCAGAUAAACUACACUGGACUAUUUGUAUCAUAGAUUCAAGCAGUCUGUGAAAUUAAUAUCUUGUAGUUAAUUUCAGACCUGUAUAUAUUUUUUGAUUUGGAAGUUUAUCCAAUAAGAAGAAUUAACCAAUGGGUAAUGUGUAUACCAAGUCUUAAUAAGGAUUUGACUACUAAACUCUCAGGCUGAAAAUGUGACACCUAGACAGAGCAAGGGUUGUUUAGCGGAACUCCCUGUACCCCGGCUUGGUACCUCUGCCAAGGACCACUUCCUAGCUGGAACAGGGAAAAACCUCAGUGCUUCUUCCCCAGUCGCCGUGGCUUGACUGGCGUCCUCCUGGAGCAUCUCCGUCCUGGAGCAGGAUAGGGGACUAUCUUUAAGCCCUCACAGGGACUGGACGACACACAGUCCUGGGAGCUGUAGUCGUUACAAGGAAUUUCCCCACUGAAUCCUCCAGGAGCUGGAACAAGGUGCUAAGCAGUGAUUAACUUGAUGACACAUAGCUCUGGGAGUACAACUGUUUUAAUGCAUCCAAAUGCAGCCUUUUUAUACACAGACCCCAGCAAGUGGUCUCUGUUGUAUUCAGCUCAAGCCCCUAUCAGGAAUCUCUGGGCCUGGGAGAUAAUUGCAUUAAAGACCAGUAAGCUAAUUAUUUCCCAGGAACAGAGAGGCAAACUUACAACUAUAAAACCUAAAAAUACCCCAAAACAUAAUAAAAAUAUAAAAUAACCCUACAUAUAAUACAUCAUUAAAUAGCCCUGAUUUGAGCGCCCACAUUCUCCAAAUAGCGCUCAGAUCCAUGCAGUGUAGAGGAAACACAACCGUAUUAAAUUUCUGACCGGCUGCACACGUGGUCCUAUGCCCAAAAUAGUUCCAGGGUGCUUUUUGCAAGUCAAUGUUCAGGAGCUCCUGUGGCCCUAAUACAGGGUACUCUGCCUGGCUGUUAGGUAGCGUUUGUUCCCCUUAGUCUCAGACACUUUCCCUCCAAAAAGCGUCGUUCUGGUGAAAAGUGGUUCAAAACCGCGAACCAAAUUGUUGGGGAACCGUACGGUCACCUCAUGCCGAAAACUGUUCCAUAACAUUUGUGACUAAGUCCCGCUGAGGUGACCGGGAACCCACGAAGCCCUCAUGCCAAAUUUAGUUCCAUAGCAGUCGCGGCUAAGUUUUUGGGUUUGGUCCAUGUGAAAGUCCGCCCGAGAGCCAGCGUUCGGUUCCAUUUGCAUGAAGGGAAAGUACCGAACCAUGGGCACCCAGGGAAAGCUGUUAAUGGCGGCUGGGGAGAGUAACUCCCAAAUGGUGUCCCAGACCUAGACCAUAGUCGGUGGACAGGAGACCGACACUCCUCCAGGAGUCCGUGGAAAACGUACGUGAGGAGGAGCGUUGUCACAGGUUGUAAGACUGUUUGCUGUUUUAUUUAAGAUUAACAUACAAAAAGGGCUAUGGUACAAUUUAAUACACUGGAAUACAAUAGUCUGUUUUCUUUAUGUAGGAGAACAUUGCAUACUUCUGUCAUCCCUUCAGUUUUGAAGUAUUCCUUUCUGAGGAGGUGGCAUCUGAGGGUAAGUUGACAGAUACUGAAUCCUUCCUAUCCCACAUGGAGUGCAUUCAGUAAACAGGUAUUUAUUGCUGUUUCAGACAUCCCACAGUGGCCCGUUCUGUACUUUGAGGUUCUGUCACUGGAUUUUUGGCAGAGAUAUCGAGUGGAAGGAUAUGGAUCUGUUGUUUUACCGGACAGACCUGGUACGUAUGACACCAGAAGACAUGCAUUGACCAGGGCUCGAAAUUUCAAUUCUCUACUAGCCAUUGAUGAAUGAAAAUUUAGCCUUGGUGGCUAGAAAUUCACCCCCAUAUGAGUGUACCGCGGACUGUCCAGACUUGGCUUGGUUAAUAGUGUAGGACUGCCCUGCGUUAACCAUAUGAAGUGUGUAGAUAUGCACUGUAUAUUUGGCUUCUUGGAUUGUUCGGUAGUAUUUAACUAAUUUAUGAUUUGAUCAACGUUUAAGUUAUGAUUUGAUACUCCGUAGAAUGUCAUGCUUAUAUAGAUAUAUCAUUUUUUAAGAAUCUUGUGAAAUGGUAACUAAACACGCUUUUAGAUGGAGCAAUGUUCCUUUUUGGUGACCAUCACAGAUAACCUGAAUGUAAUAAUACUUAUUCUGUACUCAGGAAUGCAUACUGUCACUGCUCAUACGUGGCGGCCUGUGGAAUUGGGAACCAUUUCAGAGCUCCGAAGGUUUUUCAUAGGCGGAUCUCCAGAACUGGAGGACAUGUCCUAUACCAGAAUCCCAGGAACCUUUCAGGUGAAGCACGUUUUCUUCCUCUCUACAUCGAAGAGCAAAUGUGUGUAGAGGACGGGAUAUUUUGUAUAACUCUUUCUUUAUGUAAAUAGUCAAAGACCACAUGCUGAAUGUGAAGUGAUGAGUUGGCCAGUUCACAACAUUUUAAAUAGCCAUUUUAAUUUGAACAGCCACAUUUUUAAGCUGGAACCAGUUCUAUGUUUUCAACCUGGGAGAUGGGUAUUCAUGUCUGUAAUCUUUAGUCAGCAGAUCUGGUUUUCCGUACAGUCUUCCCCACUGUCUUAGGCUAAGCAAAUUGUAACCUUGGGGUAGUGCACACUGUUCUUGCAGAUGUGAUACAUGGUAUUUAAUUUUCAUGUUUCACAAAUAACACCACUGUAUCCCAAUUUAGCAGUAAUAUCAUCACUUGGUUCUCAUAUGUGUAUGACUGAACGCUAACCUUAGAUCCUGCAAUUCCUAUGGAUUAUAUUGCCGUUUAUUCUCGGCCAACAAUUCACCUCAUCGUUGGAAACCUAGUCUUUUACAGCCACCGCAUCAAAGACUAAACCAGCAGCUAGUGAACUACCUACCACUAACUACUAGUGUACCAGCAGCUGAGCUACCAAGUGCAUUAAUGGAUACAUUACUAUCCUCCCUUGCUAUUAGACAUUUUAAACCUAUCUGACAGUGUGUGCAUUCAAAUAUUUGCAGAGGGAAUCUGUGAUGUAGUUUAUUAAGGCUCAGUGCUGUUUUCUGUCCACAGGGCAAUCGCCUCAGUCGAUUUGGCUUCAGGACAGAGACAACCGGAGAAGUAACAUUCAGAUUCAAUUGUAUACACCAAUCGCGGUAUGAGUAAAUCUGUUUCUUUAAACUCUGCAGUAUGUUAAAAAAUUAUUUUUCUAUACGUUAUUGGUUUUAUUGAAAUACGUUUAGUAGCCUGCCGAUGAAUUACUCCUGAGAUUAGCUACUAUACUACACCUUCAUCAUGAUGAGAGUUGUUGUUUAGUAACAACUGAAGAUCACUUUAUGCAAAAUUAUUGAUUUUGUUUUUUAUAAUUUUUUUUUAUUUUUUAUAAAUGGCUUGCAUUUUGCAAAACUGGCAUCCCAGAGCAGCUCGUUUUGUAGGUACUAAAUUCAUGGCUUACAAAAUUUAAUAUUUCAUUCCGACUGCUACUUUUUAACGGCCUUGCUUUUUAAUGGGGUGAAAUGUACUGCUCAUUCUAAGAGGCACCAUAGCAACUACAUAGUCCUUAAUUUUUUAUAUUGUCAAACUGUUUUGAAGUACUUUGACAAAAGUCAGUGUUUUCCUCUGCAUUUCUACCCUGCUGCUCCCUCUUCAGUCACAAUGAUACUGUUCAAGCUACACUUCUGCAUUAUAAAGUGUUAAUCUGUCCAACCUGAGAACUCAACAAUGCUCACUUAUAUUUUUAGCCUUGCCAUAUUUGGUCCUGCAUUGCAUAGUUCGUGGGGUUUUUUUUUUUUUUUUUUGAACCCUGUUUAGUUGAAAAACAUGCAUUGUAUUAGAAUGCUAAAGCUAAUAUUUGUCACUUCAAAUUUGGUGAAUUACAUAUCCCAUGAUGCUCCGCUGAUUGAGCCUCAUGGAACCACCACAGUUCACCCUAACUGGAGUGUUAAUGGUCAUAGCACUGUAUAUGUGUAAUUUCAAACCACUUCAUUUUAACCUCCCUUCCCCACACACCUCUGUAUACUGUGUAUUCAUUAGUAGGAUACACUUUUUUUCUUUGAUUCUCUGAGCAGUGACUUAUCUUCAUUAAAGUAUGUGUUGCUUUGCAGAUCUUUCCUUGACAAUAGCUCUCUGAGGAAAAGGAUGCAGAGCGUGUUGGAUCGUCUAGGAGGCACCAGCCAGCAAAGCUCCAUUCACAAUGUCCUUGGUACGUGUUCCACAUCAGUGGAUUUGAAAACUUUCUUUUUAUAGCACAGGCCCACCUGGUGGUAAACUGUUGGAUUGCAGAAUAAAUUCUGCUAACACAAAUUGUUGACCAUCCAAUCCAAUGUAGAAAUCUAGGUUCGUGGAUCCAUACUGACCCUAUUGUUCUCAGAGCAUAGCUGCCUGGCAACGGCUAGGAUUAGACAUUCAUUUAAACAGGAUCUUAGGUUGUGAAGUGCUUUAUAAAACUAAUCUUUAUAAAAUGCCUACUUUGUACAGUUCCAAUAACAAGUUCUAGAAUGUAAUCUCAGUUGCUAACUUUAGGGCUGCUGUGUUCUAGACUACCUGACCUUUCUCCAUGAGCUUCAAGAGGAAGCAUGUAUAAAGGGCAUUGCUGUAGCCCGAACAUAUUGAGAUAAUGGUGUAUCAGGGAUUGCCAGUCAGGUGGUACCAAAACUGGGAUAUUUUAUAAAGCAGCCUUCCCCAAACUCCGGCCCUCCAGAUGUUGCUGAACUACAACUCCCAUGAUUCUCAGCCUAUCUAUUUAAUACAUAGAAUCAUGGGAGUUGUAGUUCAGCAACACCUGGAGGGCAGGAGUUUGGUGAAGCCUGGUAACCUUUCCUAAGUGGCCUUAAAUUAGAGGGACAAAGGUUUAAAAAUAAUAUCAGGAAGUAUUACUUUACUGAGAGGGUAGUGGAUGCAUGGAAUAGCCUUCUAGCUGAAGUGGUAGAGGUUAACACAGUAAAGGAGUUUAAGCAUGCGUGGGAUAGGCAUAAGGCUAUCCUAACUAUAAGAUAAGACUAGGGACUAAAGAAAGUAUUUAGAAAAUUGGGCAGACUAGAUGGGCCGAAUGGUUCUUAUCUGCCGUCACAUUCUAUGUUUCUAUAUUGAGUAAAUCUGCUUCUAAACACACAGUAUAUCAUGUGUCUGCAAUAUUUCAUGAAUCUAGACAGGUCAUGAGGGUUAGUUAUCAAAGGACCACUAAAGUCACGCAGACCACUUCAUCUCAAUGUAAAAACAGUGUUUACCAUGCAGGGUUAAGAAAGCCUCUAGAGCAAGCAUAGGCAACCUUCGGCACUCCAGAUGUUUUGGACUAAACCUCCCAUGAUGCUUUGCCAGCAUUAUGGGUGUAAGAGCAUUAUGGAGGAUGUAGUCCACAACAUCUGGAGUGCCGAAGGUUGCCUACCCCUACUAGAAGCUGUCUUCCUUACAGCCUCUUGAGAUGUUUCCAUCUCUGAGAAACAACUGACGAGAAUCUUAUGCAUGCAGGGAGUUUUGUCACAAAAGAGAGAACCUCCGUAAUGCCUAGCCGCAAUUUUGUGGGUGAAAAUCCUUAUUAAAAAAGGUCAAAAGAAAAGUGCAAGGCUUAUUAAAGCUUACAUGUCACCUUCCGGAAUAACCUUUAAGAUUGUUAUUUUCGGAGAGAUACCUCUGAAUGCAAAUAGAACAAACCCCCACAUAGGAAGUUUGUCUCGCCCAGGAAAUACAAAUAUCAAAACAGAAUCCAACAUGCAUUUUAUUCAUUUAACUGAAUGUUUCAGAGAAUAGGUUAAAAUAGCAAAGACACAAAAUAGGUAAGUUGGUAUUUUAUUCAUUAUUUUGGACAGAAAUAGGAAGUUCUGUCAGUCCUCCACAAUCCCCAAUACAGUGACUAAACAAAUGUGUAUGUCAUGUGAAAAGUGCACCCAAACAUUACCCUGUCUAGACACCAUAAGGUAGGACACACAUGUGAAAUGUGAAAACAGAGUUAAUUGUAGAACAGUGACCCCUAGCGAGGUUAUGUGGUUUAGCAUGUAAGUGUAGAUCAGAGAAAUGAAAGAACCGUGGAUAGAAGACAUAAACAAAUUUAACGUAAGCGUAGGAUCAGUUUAUUUGAACACAUUAAAGAUGGGAAAACAGAGGAGAGUUCCUCAGUGCCGAAGGAGCCCGGCGCUGGAGAAAGGUAAGUGGCUUAGGUGAGGGUGGGUGGGGGCCCUAAUGACCCUAUAGUGCCAUUGAGGCAUGAAAUGUUGCUGUUCCCCUUUGGUGAGUCCCAGUCUAAAUUUGUUUUUGUUUUUUUCAAUUUGACAAUUUUUAUUAGAUUUUUGAGGGGUAUAGAAAAGAAAGAGGGAUUAUUAAAGUGAAAAUAAAAUUCUUUAAUGACAUUUCUAAAUUCCGUGUAUAACUUAUUAUACACCGUGUAGGAGAUCAACACAUGAAGUCAAGAUGCUGUUUUGGUUAGCAUUGUAAGUUUCAGUUGGCUGCGUUACUAGUGGUCAGAUAUUCUGAGGUGACAAUUGCUUUGUAGUGUCGUUUAGUGCAAUGGUUAACAUCCUGUUUUGCAGAGGAGAAUGUACUGGUUUAGUACAAUUUUUGGUCUAAUGUCUGGACUAGCUGUGUCUGUUGGUUCGGAGGCAUCUGGCCAAGCGCGGCCAAAAACAUCAAUAGUAUCUCCUCUCUACGACGCUUGCACUUGUUUGAGCUUACCUCACUGGGACUAGGUACCAGUGGUACUGGUUCCAUAUGAGUGCUUGUGUGCGCCAUGAAAGCUUCCCUCCGUUGCUUAGUAGGGAAUUCCUUAUGUAAGUCUUACUGCCAGGCUUUCAAAGCUUUUCCUGUGUGAGCCUUCCUGAGAGUUAAGUAUCUCAUAGAUGGAAGAGAUUACUUUUUGGCUGGGAGAGCACAAAAAAAGCACAUUUUGUCACAUUUUUUUAAGGUAGGUGGUUUAAAUGUCUUCGUAGUCUAUUGCAGGUGAGAUUUGAGUUGAAGUUAGGAGAAGAUAGCCCUAUGAGAUAUUCCAGUUUGGAGUUGUAACUCUGGAAAUGGUUUCAAUUGUGUACCGUUGUACAAGUGGUAAGCAUGUGUGCAGCUUUGAUUGUGCCAUGUCUUGUACAUGGCUGUACAGUGGUGUGGCUAAGGAAUACGGGUCCCUGGUGCUUAAUGUGUGUCAUGCUGCAUCCCACGUGGGGAGGAGCAGGGUGGAAGUGUCAAGUAUUAGCUGUGUCUUGGGGCAAGCAUGCUAUGGUGACCAGAAUAGGUACUUCAAACCAGAUUUAUGUGCCCAGUAUGACUCUAUUUCGACCCAGUAAGGGUUUGCUACAGUAUUGUGUCCAGUCAUGAGGUAGGACGGCAAGGUAGCUUUGUAGUAGAGUUUCACGUUGGGUAACCCCGUAAGCAACAGGGUUUUGUUGAAUGCUAGUGGCCAUCCUAAUUUUCUUGUCUGCCCAUAUGAAUCUGACUAUGGCUGUUUGUAAGCUGUGCAAGAAGUUUUUGGGAAGGGGUAUUUGCAGUGAUCUUAGUAGUGAUUGGUACUUGGGUAGUACGCCAAUCUACCGUGCCAAGACAAGAAGCCUCCCUCCCACAACUGGAAUGUUUCUUGAAAUUCCUGUAUUAGUUGUUCGUAAUUAUGUUUGAAUAAGGUUUGUGCUGCUUUGGUGAUCCAUAUACCUAAGAAUGUUAAAAAGUCGUCUCUCUAGUCAAAGGAGAAAGCCCCCCUCAAAGUAACGACAGUUGGAUCCCAGUCUAAAUUGUAAUACUAAACAAAGAAGUAAAGGUCAUUUUUUUACAAUUUUCUAUUACGCUGCUGGUUGUGGGUUAUUUUUCCUUCUGAUCGGUCUGUCCAUUGGGCAUAGCAGAAAUGCUAAAAGAGAAGCUGCCCAUAAUCUGUCAUUUAAAUUCAGGUCACACACUGCAACUGACCACUCUGGCCCCUUGACACUGAAGCAUAUGAGUAAUGGCUUGAUAUAAGUGCAUAUCGUGAGUGUACAUGAUGUUUGCACAUAUGUGGAGAUUAACUUAUUUUGUCUACUGCCUUUCUAUAGAGAGGACUAAUUUAUAUUCUAUUUCUUGUCCAUUUUCGGUUUUGUCUGAGUUAAAAGGAUGGUGAGUAAUUCUAGUCUGCGUAUACAUACCAAAUGGUUACAAUACAAGGUUUUAUUGCCACUUUACUUAAAAAAAACAAAAAAAAAAACAACCCUAAGAAAUAACAUAUUACCAUAUUACCAACACUAAGACAAUAAAAGGCUUAACGCAGGGGUUCCCAAAAGGUAGAUCCCCAGAUGUUGUAGAACUACAACUCCCAUGAUGCUUUGCAUACCUUUUAGAUUGGAUGCUGUAGUUUUAAAACAUCUGGGGAUCUACCUUUCGGACACCCCUGGUUAAAAGGAACCACUGCUUCUGGAGACAACCGUAGAACAGGUGGCUGAAUUCUAAUAGGAUCCUUUGUCUCUGUCCAAAGUAUUUGUGUAUAAUGUAUACUUCAUUCAAGUUCAACAUAGAGUAGUGACACCUAGUGGCCAUUUUAUUAUAGUAAAGUGCAGUAUACUAUGUGGUUGCAUGUCAGGGAUAGUCACUGUUUAUGCUGCAGUGGAUAUUCAAAGUGAGUAAGUACUACUGACCUCUUGUGGCCAUUGAUUAUACCAACUGUAAUGUUGUUUACAGAAUGGUUGAACACAAUGUGUGUCAUACUCUAUGGUUUUAGGAGUAUAUUGACCCGGCUUUUCAAUAUGUAUUUGUUAUUUGAAAACCUAAAUUAAUGAAAUCUGAAUUUUAUGAUGUGUUUUUGGUCUAUUAAUUGUAUUUAGGAGUUAUUUUAAGCCAUAGGUAAUAGAUGUAAUAUCAUGAGAACCUUUUGUAACAAACCCCUUGUACUUCAUAUAGUACUUUCUUUCACUCACUCCCAAACUGCUAGAGGCUUGAGUGAUUAUAGCCUGUUUGCAUAGUACGCUAGUUCGUAUUCUCCUGAAACCCAAGCAGGUCAUUGGGGAAAAUCCAGCCCUUCAUCGUUCGCAUACCCAAACAUCAGUAGUGACUUGAUGAAGGGUACAACUGGAAUGUUUUAUUAUGGCCAGAUGGCCCCCUUUUUUACACCGACCCUCAGCAUUGGGUCUCCAGCAAAAACAUAGUAAAACACGAUCAGGCGUCUCUGUGUCUGGGAGAUAAUUGAGUGUACUUUGCUUAAACUAUCUCCCAGGCACUAGAGGUAGAAAAUAUAAAACCUAAAAGACCCUAAAACAUUUAUAAUAUUACCAGGGAACCCCAGGAGUCCUAUAUCCUCAGAUAGCCUGGAUCUGAGUGCUUAAAGUGUCCAAAUAGCGCUCAGAUCCCACUAAUACAGCCGAAUCGCUACCGGGGUAAAGUUUUGACCGACCGCACACAUGGAGUCUGCCCAAAAUAGUUCCAUGAGAAAAGUGGUAGCUGUCGGUCACUUUUGGUAGUCCCAAAAUAUCGAACGGUUUCCCUGGCUCGUGCAUACCUUUUCACCGAACGGCGCUCUCCUGGCUUUUCAAGAAUAGAAACAGGCAUUGGUACAAAGUUACCAGUGUUCGCAGGUUAGAGUGUCCGGCUUAGAGUUCCAGAGACUCAACGACCAAGUCCUGCUGUCGGAAGACAAGAUGGCCGUUUUCCAGUGCACGUGUUGUUCGGUUAUAGGAACGGCGGCCGCCCAGUGAGAGCACUUACUCUUGUGGUUACUUUGAAGUUAAAUGAGCCAGGGAGUGGUCGGUAUUUGGUAGAGUAAACUACCGAAUGCAUUAAAAAAAAAGGGGGGGGGGACCAGGGAAAUUACAUGACUAGGACAUUCUGACUCCUUCAAUGAUGAAACUGGCCAGUUCUCACAACUCAAGAAAGCAACCUGCACCGAGAGCUUAGUCACUCUAUAGGUGCUGCAAGGAAGGAUGAUCAGAGAAAAUGUAAUCAGUAGCCCCCCGAAAGACUUUCAGGCCCCUGGCCUACAUAAAUAGUAUGUAGUCUGUGAUUGUUUUGGACUCAAAAUGUGUAAGGUUUGUGGUUGUGGAGAUGAAUUGCAAUUGGUUUUUUUUGCAACACAUUGAAACUAAUUUCAUUGGUUGUGUUUUAGCAUUAGAUAUUUGAUUUUCCUGGGGAAUGCAGGGCUGUAGAAGAUUUCUAUGCAUUUUAUUUUAAUAAACUUCAAAAAAAUGUUCAGUGCCUGUGGAAUGUUAAGUGCACAUUUCAACCAAUGAAUUUCUGGAGCAUAAUUUAGGUUUAUGUGUGACAAACGUGCCAGUUUCAUCGCCAGGGUUCCUUUUAACCAGGGGUGUCCGAAAGGUAGAUCCCCAGAUGUUUUAAAACGACAGCAUCCAAUCUCCCCAACCGCCAUUAGUAGCUUGCCCUGGGUGCACCUGGUUCGGCACUUUCCCUUCAUGCAGAUGGAACCGAAAGCUGGCGGCCGUUCGCAUGAACCAAACCCACGAAUUGUCCUCAGAGGUACUUAGCCGUGAUUGUUAUGGAACCAAAUUCGGCAUGAGGACUUCGUGGGUUCCCGGUCACCUCAGCGGGAUUUAACCGCAAAUGUUGUGUAUAAGCAGCAUUUAAUGCUAGUAUUUUUAUUUUGUUUAUGUUCUAUUUGAUCCUAUGAUUGUAAACGUUGAUAACGAGAUCCACCUGUCCAAUGCAAUAUUUAAAUAUACUCUUUAAGAUUUAUUAACACAGUAUUUUAUUUAUUCUUCAGAUGCCUUUCAGAGAGCUCGACGAAGAAUGCAGCAGGCCAGAGAAAGCCUUCCUCAGGACAUUCUGAACACCUCCCAGGCAUCAUUGCAGCAGUCGCAAGCAUGAUUAUAUCUUGAUAGAGACUACAUAUUGAGGGGAAUGUGGAGCUGCUUCAAAGAAUCUCUUGGGCUGCAGAACUUGACCGAACUGACUAACAUUUAAUUCUGUUUGUGAUCGAGUGGCUGUAAUGCGUGCAGUGUAUUUCCUAAUUAUAAUCCCAAAGUCAUGCAUAAAGGUUCAACUUUUCUGCAUUUCUCAAGUCAUCUUAUUGUGGACACCUAAGUUGAAGAAGCCUCAUAUUCAGUGUCUUCCAGCCCAUCUGCUAAUUUGCAAAUCUUUCCAUGGUGGUACCUCUGGAGUCCAAUGUGAGAUCUUUGUAUUCUGCCACAUAGUAGUAUAAGAUAAGUCAUCCACAGUGCCCAGGUUCACUACUAUGCCUUGUCCAGUGUAGGAAAGGGGGAAGAUAAUCUUUAUCCAUUCUAGACCACUGUGAGGGUGCUAUUUGCCUGAGUCAUAGCAUCUACUUACCUUUCAUUUUCGUUUCCAUGCCCUCAUGCUGUAAGUAUGUAAUUAAGUCAGCUGUAACAGUUCUUACUGAGUGGAGUCAAAUCUUUUACUUGUUCAUAUCCCAAUGCCAGGUUGUAGCUUCAUGAUUAGAUGUGUAUCUUUUUAAAUGAAUACAUACUGAUGGAAUAUGUAUGGCCGCAUAAUAAACCUAUUUAAUAAAAAAUCAAAAAAA
Molecule: messenger RNA, 23006 nt
Organism: Pelobates cultripes (western spadefoot toad)
Lineage: Eukaryota; Metazoa; Chordata; Amphibia; Anura; Pelobatidae
Source: the annotation of a GenBank genome assembly